Messenger RNA from Lactuca saligna, 531 nucleotides. The record is from the annotation of a GenBank genome assembly. Lineage: Eukaryota; Viridiplantae; Streptophyta; Magnoliopsida; Asterales; Asteraceae.
AUGGGAUCUCCUCCUCACGAGGGAUCCCCUCAUGCUAUGAGUUCUCCUCCUCACCAAGACUCCCAUCCUUCUACAGUAUCUCCUCCUCACGAGGAUUCCCCUCCUCAUUCAGGAUAUUCUCAUCAUGAUACUUCCCUUCCUAAACCUCCUCCUUUUCAUCACAUGCACACUCGAUCUAAAAGUGGCAUUGUGAAACCCGUUCACCGUCUCAAUAUUUAUACAUCUUCCUCGGUCUCUGUCUCGAGGGCACACCUACAAGCUUUGAAAGAUCCAAACUGGCAUAAAGCCCUGGACGAGGAAUAUAAUGCCCUAAUUACUAACGAUGACGAAGUUUUAAAAGGUAAGUGUCUCAUGGCUCAGAUCAAUGAAUCUCAUGCUGCUGCAUUGAAUGACAACGUUGACACUCUUGACGGUGAUCUUUCUCAAGCUGCUACAGACCUUAAGUAUGAUUGGGUCUCAACCUCUGCGUAUCACUCGUGUUUCAAUUUAUCUGUUUCAAAUGAAGAAAGAUCUUCUCCUAAAAUUGAGUAA